Cladocopium goreaui is the source of this 1797-nucleotide messenger RNA. The record is from the annotation of a GenBank genome assembly. Lineage: Eukaryota; Dinophyceae; Suessiales; Symbiodiniaceae.
AUGACAACGGUGGGGGUGAUGCCUGGUUCCAAGUACGAUUGGUUUCUCACCAGCUUGAGCAAUCUGCUUGCAUCCCACAAACGGAAUGCAGUUGGGAUAGUGCUCCAUUGCAAUCGGGCAUCGGACACGGGGAGGAGGGCUGAGAAAAAGGAGAAGAUCGAGAAAGAUGAGGACGACGACGUGAAGGAGGAAGACCAGGAGAAGGACGAGGACGAAGACCACGAGGAGGAGGACGACAUAGACAAGGAAAACCCCGAAGAGGCAGAUAUCCGGGAUAUGCGACACAAGCUUGAGAAAGCUCUGGCAGCAACCUCGCGCAACCUUUGUGUCAAGGAUUUGACUUGGGUCUUCGACAAGGCAUCCGUCUAUGGGAAGCGGGAUGCCUGCCUUCAUGGACUGGUGAUCAUUCAUCGGGACAAGUUGAAUAUCUUCAAGAACAGUGCUGCGUGGAAGCAUGGCUUGAUUCGCGAUUGCAUGAUGCUGGCCCGGUCGCAAAUGUACAAACCGGAAGCAACUUCUGCGGUGCCACAUUUGGGGCGAUCUUUCACAUGCGCCCAAGAGCUGCGGCAGGUGGGUGGUGGCACGGAUAUUAUCCACAAGACCCUGAGUGCAUUCCUACCAGAAAGUGUCAGCACAUGCCUCAUGGUUGAUUUGCACUGCUACGAUUGUUGGCCGGCAAUGGCGGCACUCGAGGCAUGCACAGAGAACCGUCGCGUCCUUUGUGCCAACAUCGUCUUGGACAAGGAUCCUGGCACAUUGGAGCAAAGGUUGGCCAACCGAGUCUAUGAGUCUUGCCGUGCAGGAACCCUGAAGGUGACUGGAUUCCCUCAGUUUGCUCCAGUGAUUGCCGCUCUACAGAAUGUGCAGGCAACUUCCAAUGCUCAGGAGUACCAGGUGACAGUGAAGAAACAUGACUGCCUAGUCGUACUCCAGAGCUUGUCAGAGAAAUGGCUUUCAACAGAGUUCAAGGAUGCAACUACUGCAGAAAUCGAGUCCCACAAUGAAAAGUUCAACCAGGGUGGUGAGUACUGGCAUCAGGAAGAACAAAGGACCAAUGAUGAGGGGGGCAGACCUCUCAAGCGGAUCCGACUGGAAGAGUCAGAGAUGGCCAAGGAGGCUGAUGUGGUCAACCUGCCAAAUCCGCACACCUUUCAGAUCAACAACUGCGCAGAGAUGGUUUGCAGCCAGGAAGGAACCCCUGUUUUCCUGGUGUCCCGCAACAAGAACCAAUUUAUUGUUGGCCGCGAAUUGUUCAGCUUCGGAAGUGGAGACUGGCGCACUGGGCACGACGCUCAAGAACUGAUGUCCGAGAGCUGCGGACGGUGGUUCAGUUUUUCUGUGGGGCCUCAGACCGUGGUCCUGCUGGAGCGGAAAAACUUACCGGACCAUGUGUCUUCUUUGCCCUCUGUCAACUCACCUUGCCCACUAUCUGCUGUGAUGAGGGAAUUGGAAGAUGCAGGGGAGGUGAAGCUGGCGGUGACACACCACGCGCUUACUGGCGAGACUCUGGAGUGCACGAAGCCGCUGGUGUUCUUGUUGGAUCCUCCCAAAAAUCGGGAAGAGAGUGGUAAAUCAUCAAGGAAGAAGCAGAAGAAAUCGGGGGGAUUGACAGAUAAGAACUUUGGCUCGGUGGUGGACAUUGCCCAGUUCAAGAAAGCAAAGCUGCUGACACUGGGGUGGCGUAUGAGGUUGGACACCACCGACACUUCUGGUGUCAAGACGCUCGUCCCCAUCCGUCCCAUUGCAUGCCUCACCGGGACAUUGGACCUCGGCACAACCGUCGUGAAGCUGUUCUAG